UGUCUAAGGAAGCGCUAACAAACAAAAAGAAAAUUACUUGAGGUGCAAGCAGAGGACAAUGCUACCCGUCGUGCGUGGACGCCGCUCUACACACCAAGACGCGAAAAUGGAGAAAGCAAAGAAAGAAUUAGUCCGAGAAAUGGCCGAAUGUGGGUAUCGUGCACACCCAAGUGUCUUGUUCAUUUGAGGACGGACCAUGUGGUUGGCACAACGUCAGUGAUGACCCACAACAAGGAUGGGGUAUCUGGCACAUGGCAAAACAGACCUUUAAACGCCCUCAUGAUAGUCACAGAUUCUCGGGACCACAAGAUGACCACACCCUUCAAAAUCUACAAGGGAGUUAUCUUUAUUACAUCUUCAGCUACACUCCACCCCGGCGUGGUUGUUCUCGAAACGAAACAGAGAUCCAACUAGAAAGUAGCUUGUUGGACCUAACAACAAAGGCUAAUUUUAGCUUCUGGUAUGUGUUAAAAGGAUGGUCUGUCGGCCAUUUGCACCUUUUUGGUAAGAACGGACUUAAACUUUGGGACUCCUCCGUUAACCACACUGGUUCCGAAUAUUGGACGCAAGCCAGUGUCCAGCUAGAUUCUGGAGUUUAUCGAUUAACAUUUAAAGCAAGCUGCAAACAUGCAAUGCAUAAUGAUAUUGCGAUUGACGACAUAGUACUAAAAGGAGAACCUUUGGGCACAAUGACAACAGCACAGUAUGAUGAAACAACAGCGCUGCCUUUAGAGACAUCAACUGAAGCUGAAUUUAGCAGGACGAAAAGGCCAACCACCAGAAAAACAGGACUGUCUUUGCCCUUAGAGACAACAACAACAGUUGAAUCGGGCGGGACAAAAAAACCAACUAUCAAAACAACAGCAUGUUGCGUGCACACCCAGGUGUCUUGUUCAUUUGAAGACGGACCAUGUGGUUGGCACAACGUCAGUGAUGACCCACAACAAGGAUGGGGGAUCUGGCACAUGGCAAAACAGACCAUUAAACUCCCUCAUGAUAGUACUUUAUUCUCAGGACCCUACGAUGAUCAUACCCUUCAAAGUGCUUGGAUAGCCAAACAGAAAUACAACUAG
This is a messenger RNA of Lingula anatina, 1073 nucleotides long. RefSeq names its product MAM and LDL-receptor class A domain-containing protein 2-like. The record is from RefSeq and is a predicted model, not a curated record. NCBI's taxonomy places the organism in Eukaryota, Metazoa, Brachiopoda, Lingulata, Lingulida, Lingulidae.